Molecule: messenger RNA, 4439 nt
Organism: Phyllostomus discolor (pale spear-nosed bat)
Lineage: Eukaryota; Metazoa; Chordata; Mammalia; Chiroptera; Phyllostomidae
Gene: ZNF280C
Product: zinc finger protein 280C
Exons: 20
Coding region: 289-2391 (700 amino acids)
Biological process (GO): regulation of DNA-templated transcription
Molecular function (GO): DNA-binding transcription factor activity, RNA polymerase II-specific; RNA polymerase II cis-regulatory region sequence-specific DNA binding
Source: RefSeq, a predicted model, not a curated record
ACGCCUGGAGUCACCGAGGCUGCUGCUUUUCUUUGGCCGCCGCUCGGUAUUUUUGUACUCCUCCUCUUUCUCCUCCUCCUUCAAGUCCCAGUUUGGCCGACCGGUUCUGUUCGCGGUCCAAAAGCUGAGACCUAACUUGCUACCUUGUCUGGAGUCUCAUGGUGACUCUGCAACUUGAUGGAUGACAAUAAACCUUUUCAACCAAAAAGAUUUUAAAGAGAGGAAAGAAGAGAGAGAGACAUCGAUGUGAGAAAGAAACAUCAGUCGGCUGCCUCCGAUAAUUCAAAAAUGGCAGAACUCUUUAUGGAAUGUGAAGAAGAAGAACUGGAACCAUGGCAGAAGAAAAUAGAAGAAAAUCAGGAUGAGGAUGAUGAUGAGCUAAUCUUUGUUGGAGAGAUAUCAAGUUCAAAACCAGCCAUUUCAAGUGUUACGGAUGCAUUCAAGCCUACAAGUCAACAUUAUGGAGACCCAUCAUCAAAUCCAGUGGCUGCCUUACCUAGAUUUAAUCCUGAAUCUAAAUCUUCACCUAGCUCUGUUAUUCAGAAUGUGUCUAAAUCGGAUUUUACAAAGAACUCAUCACAAGUUGAAUCGGAUGAUUCUUCAGAUUUACUGUUUGACCUGACCCAGGACACAGUGCCACUGUCCCAAGACAGAUCAACAAUUUAUAUAGAAGCUCUGGAUGAAACUUUGCCUAUAAAAAAACAUUCUGUUAUAGCAAGCAGACUUAAUCCAAAAAAGCCAAAGACCAACGAAGAUGUUUCUGAAAUAGAUUCUUGUGCUUCGUUAUCUUUAGACAGCUCUCCUUCAGUGACAUCCUCCCCAGUUAUGACAUCAAAAGAUACCUCAUCAAUUGAACAUAAAACUGGAAUGCCUUUUCAAAGACCUUGCCCAAAGUGCAAUGUUCAGUUCAAUCUUUUGGAUGCUUUGAAAUAUCACAUGAAGCGUUGUUGUCCGGACAUGGUAAAUAAAUUUUUGGAGAUGAUCAAAGUAGAAAUUUCAAAUACUGAAAGUAAAGAUAAGACUGGUACAGAGAAGGAAAAGUUGAUCAUGUUAGUUAGUGACUUUUACUACGGAAAACAUGAAGGAGAUGUUGACAAUGAGCAGAAAACUUACACAACCUUUAAAUGCUUCAGUUGCUUGAAAGUUCUUAAAAAUAAUAUUAGGUUUAUGAACCACAUGAAACACCAUUUAGAACUUGAGAAGCAGAACAGUGAGAGCUGGGAAAGCCACACCACCUGCCAGCACUGUUACCGUCAGUAUCCCACACCAUUCCAGCUGCAGUGUCACAUUGAGAGCACACACACACCUCAUGAGUUUUCUACUAUUUGUAAAAUCUGUGAAUUAUCAUUUGAAACAGAACAUACUCUUUUACAACAUAUGAAGGACACUCAUAAACCCGGUGAAAUGCCAUAUAUUUGCCAGGUUUGCCAGUUUAGAUCAUCAACAUUUUCUGAUGUAGAAAGUCAUUUUAGAGCAUCCCAUGAAAACACGAAGAACUUGCUGUGUCCAUUUUGCCUCAAAGUUAGUAGAAUGGCAACCCCGUACAUGAAUCAUUACAUGAAACAUCAGAAAAAAGGAGUUCAUCGCUGUACAAAAUGCAGACUACAGUUUUUGACCUGCAAGGAGAAACUGGAUCACAAGGCACAGCAUCGGACAUUUAUAAAACCUAAAGAGCUAGAAGGCUUGCCUCCUGGUUCAAAAGUUACUAUUCGAGCAUCAUUUGGACACCUUCAUUCAAAACCAUCAACUACAUCUUCCAGUGAUACUCCAAGCACUUCUUCUCUUCAGGUCUCACCUCCAAAGUCUAAAAAUACCACUGCUAAAAAUUCCACGAAAUCUAAUGCAACUAAGGCUAGGAUGUGUAAGCCUCGUGCAACUGCACCCACUGCAAGUAAAGCAUCCAAUGCAAGUAAGCAAGGUAAAGGUGCGUCUAAAUGCAAAGCAAAAACCUCUUACAAGCAAAAGAAACAACGCAACAGAAAGAACAAAAUCAGCAUAGCUUUGAAGAAUUUAAGGUGUUGUCGAGGAGUUCACAAGUGCAUUGAGUGUCAUUCCAAAAUAAAAGAUUUUGCAAGCCACUUUUCAAUAUAUAUCCACUGUAAUUUUUGCAAAUACAACACUAACUGUAACAAAGCCUUUGUAAAUCAUAUGGCGAGCUCUCAUAGCAGCCAUCCAAGUAAACAGUUUUCUAUUUUUAAGAAGCAUUGUAGAACUCUCAGGGGCAUUACUCUUGUGUGCCUUAAAUGUGAUUUCCUAGCUGAUUCUUCUAGUUUAGAUCGUAUGGCUAAACACUUAAGUCAACGUAAAAAUCAUACUUGCCAAGUUGUAACAGAGAAUGUUCCCAAAAGUACCUCAACUUCUGAACCUGCUUCUGACUGCUUGUUGAAAUAGAUUCCUGCUCUAUGGAGCUCGUGCAACCUGGUGCAAGACAAGUUGGAAUUUCCUAAGUUCAAAGUUCUGAAGUGUUUUUUUUACACAGAACCAGUUUCCUAAGUUCAAAGUUCUGAAGUGUUUGCUCACACAAAAACGGUUAAACAGCCAAGUCCAUGACACUAUCUCUCAUUCAGCUCUUUUCAGCUUUCAAAUGGCACUAGAUUCUUAUUCCACCUUAUCUUUGUGUCAGGUUAACAUAUCUUAACAUAUGCUUUUUUCCUCCAGUUGGCUCUCUCCAAAAAUAACUUUUGUCUGUUAUGGUCUUUAUCGCUUUGCUUAAAAUAAUGUGUGUAUUUCUCUGCUGUACUUGCCUUCAGAAUAUUGCAUUUCAAAUGCUAUGGCUGUUCAUCUUUUUUUUUUUUUUGUCUGUCUGAUUUCAUAGUUAAUUUCAUACAAAUCUUACAUUUUUAGGCCAGGUAGCUGUCUUUCUUCUUGUUCUUUGUCUGUCAUUGUUCUGUUUUUCAUAUUUUUCAGAUGGAGAAGCAACACAGAAAUUUCAAAAAUGUCCAGGGUACUCCUGGUCAGUGUCCCCCUUCGUUGGACACAACUGAUGCCUGUUCUCUCUUUCCAAGAAAUAUGAAUUGUUUAACUGUGAGACCUCCUCUAGGUUGUGGCCCUAGGAAAUCAUAUCUUGGGAAGAGUCCGUUCCUUCAUGGUGGAUCAUGCUAAUUUGGCCAGAGAUGACCACCAAAUUAAACACAACUUCUCACUGGGGGCUUUGGUUUUUUACCUUAAGCUUAUAGUUCAGUUCUGACCAAGAAAAGCCCAUCAAAUCAAUGCUUUUAACACCCAAGUUGAAGUUUAAUCAUUUAGGCUGCUGCCCUUUAGUCUUCUUCUGUCAUGUAUGCAGUUCAAGGACUAUAAAAUCUGCCUGUGUAGAUUGUAAAAUUGUGCCCUUGGAAAACAACUUUCCAAAAUGACAGUUCCAGCCCUGGCUGGUGUGGCUCAGGGGAUUGAGCACUGGCCUGAGAACCAAAAGGUCGCUGGUUCAAUUCCUAGCCAGGGCACAUACCUGGGUUGUGGGCCAGGUGCCCAGUAGGGGGUAUGAAAGAGGCACCAGUCAGUGUUUCUCUCACACAUCCAUGUUUCUCUCCUUCUCUUUCCCCCUCCCUCCCUUCUCUCUUAAAAUAUAAAUAAAACCUUUUUAAAUUUUUGAAAAAUAUUAGUAUUGCCAAAAACCCCUAGGGUUAAUACUGGAUAAAACUUAAAGUGGCAGUACUAAUAACUGUAAAUUUGGAACUGUAAUUUAUUUUUUAUUUAAUUAAUUAAUUAUUUUUAGAGCUCGGGGAAGGAAAGGAGAAAAGAGAGGGAGAGAAACAUCAGUGUGUGGUUGCCUCUAUGAACCUUUUGGUUCAUAGGCCAAAGCUCCAUCCACUGAGUCACACCAGCCAGGGCUUUAAUUUUUUUAAUUUAACUUAAUUUUAUCUUGGUUUUAUGUUGUUCUUCAACAAAUUUACUGAGGUCUGUUCUGUUCUGUCCACCUUUUAUUUCUUUUCUUUACAACUUUUGUGUUCAUUUUGUUUUGUUAAGAACACCAAGAAAUUCCUUAGACUUCUCUACAGACUUGAUAUAGCUACCUAUUGGUAUCUUCUUAAUUUGGUUAUUUUUCACACAUUAGACAUUAUUACACCCUCUGUCAAUCUUAGAACUAUUAUUAACAUUAUUUUAGUGAUUGUGAGUUCAAAGACAUAAGGAAUUGGCAAAAAAAACCUUUCUGUAGACCUUAAAACAAAUUUUAAAGUUACAUUUCUGUACAUGUAAUGCAUAAUAUCUUCUUAGCCAUUAAUGUAAUUCCUUUGGAUAAAGAUAAUAUAUUCAAAACUAUUGGGACCAAAAAUGCACUUGUUUCUUGCAUAUGUGUGUGUGUGUAUAUAUAUACACACACAUAUAUACAUAGAUGUAUAUAUUUUUUAAUUUGGUGUGUAUUUUGGUUACAUUGACUAUAGAUUUGGUGAACAGUUUUGAUGUUAUUACUUAUUUUUUUAAUAAAAUUUGUAUUGUUAAAA